This is a messenger RNA of Notechis scutatus (mainland tiger snake), 4374 nucleotides long. It is a transcript of the gene ARMC5, whose product is annotated as armadillo repeat containing 5. Gene Ontology annotation, molecular function: protein binding. Gene Ontology annotation, biological process: anatomical structure morphogenesis. Gene Ontology annotation, cellular component: cytosol. The record is from RefSeq and is a predicted model, not a curated record. Lineage: Eukaryota; Metazoa; Chordata; Lepidosauria; Squamata; Elapidae.
UCCUUUGAUAUUUAUUCCCCCCUCGGCCCUUAGGAAGGGGAUUCUCCCCAAGAUGGCGGAUGCUGGUUUAAGGGGUUCGGGGGGUGGAGCUUUUACCUUCACCGACUCCCUAGAUCGUUGCCUGGCCCAGCUGCAGAGGGGGAUCGAGCCGGGGCUGGGCAAGGCCUUGUUGGCCCUCAGGACCCAGCAUAUUAAGAAGACGGGGGGGAUUGCCCACUUCAGGAUCCAUGGGGGACUAGCGCCACUUUUGGGGAUCCUGUCUAGCUCCCCGCGACCGCGCCGCACUUUGGAUCUAGCCCUCAGCAUCCUGGGCAACUGCUGCACCGAAGAGGGCAGCCGCACCCAGGUGCGCGAACUUGGGGGGAUCCCGCCGCUAGUUAUUAUCCUGAAGUCACUUGCUGUGGAAAGUAUCCUGAAUCGGACAGCACGGGCACUCGGCAACUUGGCUAUAGACUCAGAAAAUUGCCAGGCCAUCCAUGAAGCAGGAGCCGUGCCCCAGCUAAUCCAGGUCCUCACCAGAUCCCAGGACAGUGAAUGUUUGCAGAGCGUGAUCAGGGCCAUUCGCUAUCUGGCCGAUACUCCUGCUCAUCGUCUAGCGCUGACUCAGCAGGGGGCAGUCCGCCCCAUCGUGGAGCGCCUGGCUUCCUCCCUGGAGGACGGGCCCCUGAUUGUAGCCGCGGUGCGCACCCUCCUGGAGCUGUCAAAGGGCUGCAGCCAUGACUGUGCGGAGCAGCUCAGCCUGGGAGGGGGGAUAGCGCCCCUCGUGGCCUUAGCCAGCCACGAGAAACAGGUGGUGCAGGAAUCGGCUGUCGCGGUCCUGGCCAACCUCUGUCUGCAGGGCAUGCUGAGGCCAGCUAUCGGCAACGCUGGGGGGGUAGAGCUGCUAGUGGGGGAGAUCCAACGCCGGAGAGGAACCGGGGCACCUGGGCCCUCACUCCAUCCCCUGGUGAAAGCCUUGUGCCUCCUGUGCUGUGAGGCGGUUAAUCGGAGCCGGGUGCGUGAGACCGGAGGGUUAGAGUUACUGCUCUCCCUCUUGCGGGACCGAUGUCACAGCUAUUUGCAUGCUCGGGUGGUGGUGGCUUUCGUGGCCUUUUUCUAUGAUGAGAAAGCCCUGGAGAUGCUGCAGGCCGGAGGACUGGUGCCCUUGCUGGUUGGCAGGCUGGCUGCCCAGAGCCAGUGGGCGGGCCGGAAACAGGUGGAGGAGGAGGAACAACGAGAAUAUGAGAAAGACGCGGCGUCAUUUGACUUUCCUGCAGAGGGGCGGCGAGGAGAGCAGGCCUUGCCAGGAGCAGAGAGUUCCAGCUUUCAGAGCCUCAGAUCCUGGCUUGUCUCAGAAGGUUAUAUUUCCAGUCCGGGAGAUCUUUCUCCCCAGUGGUCUCCUGAUGUCACCCUUUCCGAAUUGGAGGCCCAAGGAGAGAUCAGUCCCAUCCAGGAACUGCAAGAUGAUUCUCUAGGACCUUGCCACAGCACGUCUGGGAUGAAGAUCCACUCUGGAGCUGAAUCUCCCGAUUUUAUACAUUCUCCUUUCUUGGAUUUGCCUCUUGGGGGGCAGCCCAGCCUUUCAAAGACUUUAAACUCAGCAACGAAAGGCAGAAUUCUUCCAGAUCACAACCUCAGUCCUACAGCAUUACCUUUGUCGGGUGAAUCUGAAAAUCUCCACCCAGAACCUGCUUUGGAGGCCCCACAUUCAGAGGGGAGUAAGGAGGAAGAAACAGACGGGGCCAAUAAGACACCGAAAGAGCUGGCUUUGUCAGAACUGGCAAAUUUAGAGGAGGAGGUUCUAUCUGGAGAUGAUGCUUUAGAGCUGCCUUGUUCCUCCACGCCAGAGGAAAUGCCAAAUUCAGAGAACGUUGGUGGACGAGCUGAACAAUCCCCUUGGGUUACCUUGGUAGCCAGCCAAAACAGCCCUGGGCCCAACUCCAUUCCGUUGAUCGUGAUUCCAAGCCACAGUGACCGAAGCCAGCUGUCACGCGCUCCUGUUGCCAAAUCCCCAGCCACAGAGGAAGUGUGCUUGGCCUCUCCGAAGCUGAAUGUUCAGGCUCUCCCAACUUCUCCCGAGGAGUACAAGACAUCUAAACGGCGUGCCAAGCUCCGCUCCUCCUUGGAGCAAAGCACACCGCCAUAUCAGGGCUUGUUCCCUCUCCCUGAGGCGUCGUCUCCCUGGCUCUCCUUGGCCCUGCCGUUGUCUUUCUCUCCCCACCUGGGCGACCCAGACCUCCACGCUCCCGAAGCGCCAGCCCUCCUGCUCCUUUCCCGUUUCUCUCAAGCCGAGGAUCCUAGUCGGAGUUUGGUGACGCCAGACACGCUGCAGGGACUCUUGCGUUACGUCACCGGGAGCCCUUCCCCUUCGUCCCGCUGCCUUCGGCUGCUGCAUCGCCUCACCUGCAACCCGGCUUGCCUGGAAGCCUUCGUGCGCUCCCACGGCCCCUCCCUCAUCAGGUCUUGGUUGAUACUGGGCGUGUCCCCUGAGCAAGCCGCUGCCGCCAUCACUGGGGAAGCCGGAGAAGAGGAGACAAGUGGUUCGGGUGAUCCCAGGAGAUUCAAGGAACUUGGAGAGGCGCUACUGAUGAACCUCUGCGUGCAGGCAGAGUCCCCCUUUGGCGUGGGGCUCCUCACUCACAUGCUACUGUCAGGCUGCGAAUCGGACCAGGCAGCUGCUGCGCUGGCGCUGCCCCUCAUCUGCCGGAAGGAUUUUGUUUGUCGGAAGCUGCUGGUGGGCCUCUCUGGCCUGCGGAUCUUGCUAGGGGUCCUGGCACGGGACCAUGACCCCCAUUUAAUCUUCUAUACCUCCGAUGUUCUUUCCCGCCUCCUGAGCUCCCCAGCUCCGUCUCCCGCUUCUUUCUCGCCUCCUGCCUCGAAGCGGCCUCGCCUGGACUCCUCACAGCCUUGCCUUUACUCCCACAUGGUGGCGGAAGGUGGGGUCGACUUGUUCUUCCAGUUGGACUCUGGCUGCAGGGUGCCGGCCGUGCGGCAGGUGAUCAGCGACGCUUCCGAGGUCUUCCGGGCCAUGCUGAGUGGGGGCUUUGCAGAGUCAUCCCACACCACCGUGAUGCUUCACGGCGUGUCCCCAGAGCCUUUCCUGGCUCUGACCCAUUUCCUCCAUGGCUGCCGUGGCAGGCCCUGCCAGGUGCUGGGAACGCCGUUCCCCCUCGCUUUAGCAGAAGAAAUCUUGGUGGUUGCUGAACAGUAUCUCCUCCCAGACCUCCAGGCCUUGGUGGACGAGGCCUUGUGCCAAGACUCUCUCCGCCCUGGGACUCUCGGGGAGGUGUACCGGCUGGCCGAGCUGCAGAACCGGCCCCGUCUCCUUCGGAAUUGUGUGGCAUCCAUUUUCUUCCGGGAGGGGUCGACCUCCACCCACCGAGCUGCUGCCCUGGCAGAGCUGCUGCGAUCUGCUGCAGAUCCCGGCGGUUUAGCUGCCAAGCUGCUGGGAGUGGUGUUGGAAUCCCCGUGGGGCAGUGGCUCGGAGGGCCAGCUAAGCUGACCCAUGGGUCCUUCUGUCUCCCCCCCCCCCCCCAGUUCUUACAGCUGGUGCUGUUGUGGAUCGGGCAAGGGAGGGAGCGGUUGGAGCGUUAAGCGAAUAAAUGGCAGGGUGCUUCGAAAAGGGGGAUCUGGGUCAGCGGAUGGUUCUGUAGUGGCCAGGACUUAAGCCUAGCAGGGAGGAAGGUGUGGGACGAAGCACUGUUGGAUUAUUUGGGGGUGAGGUUGGGGGCAGAAAGAGAGGGGCCUGGUUUCAGAAAUAAGAUUUGCUGCCCUGCCAGCUGCUACAACCGUGUUUCUUAAUCUCUCUGACUUAAAUAAUAGGAGGGGGGGGGGACUUAGGCUCCCGGAAUUCUGGCUGGGGAAUUCUGGGAGUUGAAGUGCAUCACCCUUCUUAAAGUCACAGAGGUUGAGAAACGCUGCGCUGGACUAACCGACGCGGGUAGAAGCCAUAGAACUCCUGUUCAGGAGCUUUGAGAAUCCUCCCUGUCCGAAAGGGACUCCUGCUUUUUGAUUGGUCGAAACUCAAAAGAGGAGUCUCCCUUUGGCCAGGGCCCAGCUGUGAAAAGGGUCAGCUUUGACUAUGUAGCCUAUGGGGCGACCCAGUCCUGGUGCUAGUUAAUUCAGAAACGAACCCCAGCCUCGGAAUUGGAGGCGUUUCUUCUCCAUCAAAAGCGGGUGACUGUAGCAGAAGGAAACUGAGUCAGCAGGAGCCCCCUUGAUGUCCCCAGGCACCUGAAGGAACUUGGCAGAGGUGGAGAUGUCAUCUCCUUCCAGACGAGGCAAGGAAGCAGUUGUCCCGAGAACUUGAUAUAAAAAGAUCGUGCAGUUGGAACGAUAAAUGUAUUAUCAACUGUUGUACAUAGAGAAAUACAGAGAGCCACAAAACACUCAGAA